Messenger RNA from Coregonus sp. 'balchen', 2721 nucleotides. NCBI's taxonomy places the organism in Eukaryota, Metazoa, Chordata, Actinopteri, Salmoniformes, Salmonidae. The record is from the annotation of a GenBank genome assembly.
ACGCGCAUAUUGCGUAGUAAAAGCAGUUGGGAAGUAACUAGAACAUGGAUUGCUGAUAAGGUUUGGGCUGUUUGGAGAAACAACACACCUGUUAUCAUAACGUUGAAUUGUUCUCAAUUACACAGUCAAUACAAUGAUUCUAACUGUAAAACCACUUCAAGGAAAGGAGUGCAAUGUAGAGGUAAGCAUUUAUGAGCAAUAGGAAGACCGGAGCCGGUAGCUAGCUAUGUCAGCUAGCUGCUACUGCUGUUUUCCUGCAUCACGGGCUAACAUUUUAAAGGAAAUGUCUAUUUGUUGUAGCUAGUUACUGAGUGUCUUGAUACAGAGGGUGUUCACAGCAUGUCUGUAACUUGAUUAUUUAGCUACAGGAAAUGAAGCUAGCAACAAAAGCAGAGUCGGCUAGCUAGCUAGCUUUCAUGUUCGUAGCAGUGGCUCUGCGGUUCAGGGCGUUAGUCCUAUCUUAGUAGACCAAACCAGAACUAGGGAAGAGAAUGUGCCUGCUGUAGAUAUGGUCAGUAUGUCAAGAGGAAUUGUUCAGCAAUAGCAAUGUGAUUGAGCUGUCGCUAUUACAUCAAUACUGUCAAGAAUAUUAAAUGUCCGUUUUUUUAUCUGUCACAAUUUCAGGUCACAGAAGAUGAAAAAGUCUCUACGGUGAAAGAACUGGUGUCUGAACGUUUGAAUAUACCUGCAAAUCAGCAGCGAUUGCUUUACAAGGGGAAAGCCCUUGCAGGUACCUAUGAGGCCAACUACUGUAGCUAAUCAUACACAACCUUGCGUUGUCGAUGUACGGCAGCUGUGCAUGAGGAUGUGACAUCACUGAAUCUACCAAGUUACACAUUGACCCGCUGCAUUCUUGAAUAUUCUUUAUAACAUUCAUACCUGUACAUCUAUCACAAAGCCAUACACAUCUUUGUCCAUUUUCCUUACAGAUGAACACAGAUUGAGUGAUUAUUCCAUUGGGCCAGAGGCCAAGUUAAACUUGGUGGUUCGUCCAGCAGGGGAGAGGAGUGGGAUGGCUAGCAGUUGCUGUGCAGUCAGUGGGGUGUGGCAGACUCUGGCCACUGUCCUGGCGAAACACUUCAGCCCUGCAGAUGCAGCUAAAGUGCAAGAACAGUUAAUCAAGGUACAGACAGUAUUUCCAUUAACAAGAGUAGGUAGCUGUUGGUCCAUAUCCAUAGAUCUUAUCAUACUCGCCAACAAAACAACACAUUCAAGAAAUGUACAUUAUUCUGAUUUCAGAGUAUGAGUUACUUUGCAUGCACACCCAUUGAAUGCCUUCAGUUUCUACACUACAUCAAUAAUUACCAAUUAAGUGUGUAAGACUAUCCCUCCACAUACUUUCGCUGAAGUACAGAAUUCACUUAAUGUUCUCAUCUUGAGACUGCAGGUACUACUUUUGUACUGUAUGAAUGAUUUUAUCAUUCUCAGGCUAUCGAUUAACACUGCUUUCUCUUCCACAAGGAUUAUGAACGUUCACUUCGGCAACUCAGUCUGGAUGAUAUUGAGCGCCUGGCCGGGCGACUGCUUCACCCAGACAGUGAGGGCAUGGACACAUCCUACAUGGAUUGAAAGCCUGCCUGUCUGACUUGACGGUAUUCUGGCGAUUCAGAGGAGCAGUGGGUCAAUUUUAAAAGAGCAUGGCAGGGGAGAUGGUGUAAAUGUACUUUCAUGCUGAGAAUCCCUUGUCAGCCUGAUAAAGGUUUAAUUGUACAGGGAUAACAUGAAAUGUUGACUAUAGUGUAGCUGCAAAGCUUUCAGAUCACAGCCUGUCUUAAUGAUUGUUUUCUUUGUUUUCUCCAGACAUUCCUGUACAAUUAAUAGGAUAUUUUCACUUGAUCAAAUCAGACUGAAACGAGAGCCAAUAGCUUUUGACUGUUGGUCUAAAGUUAUCUGUGGCUGCUACGUCACGUUACAAGAGGACACUGAGUAAUUAUGGAAGUUCUUAUUUAUAAGCAAUGUGUUGGAAAUGAAUGAUAGUUUACAGAAAACACUAUCUGUAAGAAGGUGAGUUCUGGUUAAUGUUGAUCAAUGCAGUCAUUGUAUGAUUUGUAUAUAUUGUGUUUAUACAAGCAUUAAAAAAAUUAAGGUUUUGACUGUUUUUACCUUCAUUUCAAGUACUCAAUAGGCUUAGGCGCCUAGCAUAAAAUAAAACACUGAAUAUAGCAUAAUCUACCUCAAAUAGUAUUUAGUCAUAAUUGUACCUUUUUAUUAUAUUUAACCAUUUAUAUUAAGAUAUAGGGACUCUAUUCAACUACUACUUACAACAACCAUAACAAUUUUUAUAUAAAAUUGAUGUGGACGUUCAUAUAGUUGUAUUUAUAUAUAUAUAUUAUACAAAGGUAAAAAAAUAACAUAAGAGGUCAGAUUGCAUGUGUGAGAGAGAGAUGCUGCCUUAUCUAUGAUAGCAGGAUGUGCUUUGGCCUGCAAGUGUAACAUCUUAAACUGGGAAAAGCUAUUUCAACUCCCAUCAAACAAGAUGUCCAGUUUGGAACAAUCAAUAUGAUAACAGGAAUUUGCCUCUGGUGCAUUAUCCAUAUUAGAAAGCAUACACUGCUGAUCAUAUUGGAUUUACUAGUGAUAGCUUUGUUUCCUCUCUCCCCACACACACACACACACAUGAUCACACUUGAGUCCCAUUUGUACAAUUUACAUCAUUUCAGAUCAGCAGCUUAAAACUGUCUACCAUUUCUUCUCCACUGUUCAUGCAAAUAUGCUGUACAU